GCGCGUUUCAGACCAGGGAGAACACUUUGGCACUGCUUUGCGUCUAAGAGUCUGCUGUGAUGGGGGAGAGAGGCCUGCUCAUCCUUCUGCUUGCAGGGUUUUGUGUGCCUGCAUACAACCAGAUCAGAAAACACGUGUUUGUGGAAACUAAGAAGAGUUGGUCUGAAGCUCAGAGGUACUGUAGAGAGAAUCACAUAGACCUGGCCACUGUGCGCAGCCAGGAAGAUGCAAAGCAGCUUUUAAAUAUUGCAGGAGCUUCUCUCGGGGAUUCCUGGAUCGGGCUGUAUCGUGAUGACACACAGAACUGGCAGUGGUCUAACAGCGAUGAUGUCAUCUACUCCAACUGGAGGGCAGACAUCUUCUGUGCUUCUGUCAAUUUAGAGGGAAAGUGGAUUGAUUUACCCUGCCACCUUCAGAAAGCCUUCAUGUGCUACAAAGAGCCCAGCAACAUCACUGAGAGAUACACCCUGAUUGAAGAACUGAAAACCUGGACUGAAGCUCAGCAGUACUGUAGAGAACACCACACCGACCUCGUCAGUAUAAAGAACGCCAGUGAAAAUGAAGAAAUAGUGAAGAAAGCGCAGGGCAAGCCCUUCUGGAUAGGCCUGUUCAAUGAGCCCUGGAAGUGGUCACACCAGGGGGAUAACUACACAUUUCACAACUGGAACUAUGGGGAACCAAACAAUUGGGGAGGGGGUGAGAAGUGUGUGGCGAUGAGUAAGACUGCUGGAUGGAAUGACUAUGGCUGCAACAAUCAGUUGCCCUUCUUCUGCUGUGAGGGCGGCUCCUCUGGUCAGUGUUUCUAUGAAAGAACUUGGAAGACAUGGCAGGAAGCUCAGAGCUACUGCAGAAACCAAAGCAGAGACCUGCCCAGUAUUCAAGACCAGGCCAGGGUUAAUGAGCUUAUAGGUCUUAUACCUUCAACUAAUGACUCUGUUCACUGGAUCGGGCUGUAUCGUGACAAAGAGAACUGGCAGUGGUCCAGUGGAGGUGAUGUCAUCUACACUAACUGGGAACGAUACCUCUUCUGUGCUUCAGUCAAUGCGAAGGGAGAGUGGGAGGAUUCACUCUGCAGUCAGGGAAACUAUUUCAUGUGCUACAGCGAGCCCAGCAACAUCACUCAGAGCUACACCCUGAUUGAAGAACUGAAAACUUGGACUGAAGCUCAGCAGUACUGUAGAGAACACCACACCGACCUAGUCAGUAUAAAGAACGCCAGUGAAAAUGAAGACCUAGUGAAGAAAGCGCAGGGCAAGCCCUUCUGGAUAGGCCUGUUCAAUGAGCCCUGGAAGUGGUCACACCAGGGGGAUAACUACACAUUUCACAAGUGGAACUAUGGGGAACCAAACAAUUGGGGAGGGGGUGAGAAGUGUGUGGCGAUGAGCAAGACUGAUGGAUGGAAUGACUAUGGCUGCAACAAUCAGUUGCCCUUCUUCUGCUGUGAGGUAUUAUCAGCAGGCAGUCCACUCCCCGAGGAGCUCCACCUGAUCUCUCACAGUAUGGUCUGGCCGGAGGCUUGGCAGUACUGCAGGGAUCGCUACACUGACCUAGUGAGCCUCACAAGCCUGGCUGCACAGAACAGAGUGUCGGAGCUCGUCAGGAACAGCACUGCGUCGCGAUUCUGGAUCGGCCUGCACAGAACCGUUGUGUAUGAUAACUGGUACUGGGUUGCUGGUAAGGAUAAGAAGGCCCGUCUAAACUACACUAACUGGGCCCCCGGAGAGCCCAACAAUCCUUACUAUGAGCACUGUGGGGAGAUGGUGCUGCGGAAGGAUGGGGGGGCUGAGUGGAAUGAUCUGUGCUGCUAUGAACAGCUCCCCUUUAUCUGUUUCAAAGAUUAAAAACAUCCUGAAAAGCUUUUACAGCAGUGGCUCUCAAACUAUCUCCAGC
Molecule: messenger RNA, 1890 nt
Organism: Acipenser ruthenus (sterlet)
Lineage: Eukaryota; Metazoa; Chordata; Actinopteri; Acipenseriformes; Acipenseridae
Product: C-type mannose receptor 2-like
Exons: 7
Coding region: 60-1841 (593 amino acids)
Source: RefSeq, a predicted model, not a curated record